AUGAAAAUCAUGAAAGUUCUUAAAUUUAAAAUAUUUCAAAUGAGUAAUUAUUAUCAAAGAGCACAUAACUUUCGCAACUUCCAGCAAUGUUUUUUGUACAGAAGAAAAAGCAGUUUAAGGUUAUGGGAACAGGACAUAAACACUGAAAUUAAAUUGAACAUUGAGAAGCAAUGGUCUAGUGUUGUCAGAAGAUCAGCAGUCAACAAUGGGAAGAAGCCAUAUUAUGUGUUACCUAUGUUUCCUUACCCAUCAGGGAAUUUGCACAUGGGUCAUGUUCGGGUAUACUCUAUCUCAGACACAAUUGCAAGAUUUGAACAGUUAAAUGGAAGGUAUUCUGUUCACCCUAUUGGAUGGGAUGCUUUUGGUCUACCAGCAGAAAACGCAGCAAUAGAAAGAAAUAUUCCACCUAGCCAAUGGACUAAAUCAAACAUAAAUUCUAUGAAAAAUCAAUUAGAGAAGUUGGGAUUCAAUUUUGAUUGGAAAAGAGAAAUCUCUACAUGUGAUCCUAGCUAUUACAAAUGGACACAAUUUAUAUUUUUAAAGUUAUUUGAAAAAGGUUUAGCCUAUCAAAGUAAGGCACAAGUAAAUUGGGAUCCAGUAGACAUGACAGUUUUGGCUGAUGAACAAGUUGAUGAUCUUGGUUGUUCAUGGAGGUCGGGUGCUAAAGUUGAAAAGAAAUACUUAACUCAGUGGUUUAUAAAAACAACAAAGUUUGCAAAAGCUCUGUAUGAUGGGCUAGAUAGUGAAGAGUUGGAAAAUUGGAAAGAUAUUAUUAACUUACAAAAACAUUGGAUUGGAGAAUGUGAUGGAGUUAUAGUGAGUUUUAAACUCGAAGUUAAUGGUGAAAUGAAAACAUUUGAUGUUUGGACUGCAGAACCUUAUAAAUUUAUUUAUGGUGAUUUCGUAACAAUGAAUUCUAGUCAUCCAAUAAUCCAGGAAUUGAAAUCUCAUAAAAAUUUCACACUUGUAUGCUUGAACCCUAUAUCAAAUCGUGAAUUACCUGUUUGUAUAGUUGAUGAUGUUAACUACCCUGAAGGUAGGAAUGUCUACAUUGGAUGUUCACAAGUUGAUAAAGAAGACAAAAAAAUCGCUAAUCUUUUAAAUGUACCUAUUAGCAGUGAACAAUUGAAAAUUGAUAUUGAGAGUGAAAAUAGCCGGGCAGUUGAUAUGGCACUUAACAAAAAUGUUGGUGGUCACUUUGCUAGCUCGAAACUCAAAGAUUGGCUUAUAUCUAGACAAAGAUAUUGGGGAACUCCUAUACCAAUAAUUCAUUGCAAAACAUGUGGUGCAGUUCCUGUUCCUUAUGAAGACCUUCCUGUAGAACUACCUGAAAUUGAGUCUAGUACAGGUAUACAAACAUUAGAAAAGUUAGAGCAUUGGAAAAAAUGUACAUGUCCUAAAUGUCAAUCUAGUGCGAUAAGAGAAACUGAUACCAUGGACACUUUUGUGGAUUCUUCAUGGUAUUAUUAUCGUUUCUUGGAUCCAACUAAUGAACAAAUGCCAUUUUCUAAAGAACAGGUUAUUGAUCACAUGCCUGUCGAUAUUUAUGUUGGGGGCAAGGAACAUGCUGUGUUGCAUUUAUAUUAUGCUAGAUUUAUGAGUUAUUUCUUGCAUUCACUUGGAUGGACACCAACUAAAGAACCUUUUCAAAAACUAGUGGUACAAGGAAUGGUAAUGGGGCAAUCUUUUAAAUUGAAGAGUUCUGGGAAAUAUAUACCCCCUGAACAGGUUGAAAAGGUUGGAAAAUACUAUAAAGAAAAGAGCACAGGUAAUGCUGUGGUAACACAAUGGGAAAAAAUGAGUAAAUCUAAAUACAAUGGUGAAAAUCCGGAAAGGUUACUUGCCACAUAUGGUUGUGACACUACUCGUCUUUUGAUUUUGGCAGAUGUACCACCAGCGACACCCAGACGCUGGUCAGAUGCAACAUUACCUGGCGUAUUAAAUUGGCAACAUCGAUUAUGGAUGACCAUGAGGGAAUUUUUGAAUCAUCGUAAUAACGUACCUGUAGAGACUACUUUGACUCCUGAAGAAUUUCAUAAACAUGAAUACAAAAUAUGGGAUUCAAGAAACUAUUUAAUUGCCACUACAACUUAUCAUUUCAAGCACACUCAAAAACUAAGUGUGGGCAUUUCAAGACUCCAAAGUUUGACUAGUGUUCUAAGGAAUAAAGUACCGCCUGAAGUGAUAACUAAAAGUAAGGAAUAUGAAAAGGCUUUAGCAGUGUUAAUAAUUAUGCUGGCACCGGUAACUCCCCACUUUUGUUCUGAGCUGUGGGCUGGCUUACAAUCUGCACCCAAUAGAUUGACAGAAUCAUCGAAUUUGGUUGAUUGGGAGAAAUGUGUACUCGAACAGAGUUGGCCAAAAGUAGAUGAAAGUUAUGAGUUAUCAUUUUUGUGUAAAGUUGAUGGGGCAGACAGAUGUGAACUUAAAUUAAAAUCCAGUGACCUCUUAAGUCUAACUCACGAGAAGGCAGUACAAAUGAUGCUAAAUCAGGAGUCUGUCAAAAAGAGACUUACAACUGAAAUACAUAAGACUAAAUUUGAGUUGUAUCCUCAUUGUCGUGCAAUAUUACACAUCUAUCCAAAGAAAAAGAAGGUAAAACAAGAAAAGGUAUCAGAUUCUGUUGUUUAA
Messenger RNA from Spodoptera littoralis (African cotton leafworm), 2631 nucleotides. NCBI's taxonomy places the organism in Eukaryota, Metazoa, Arthropoda, Insecta, Lepidoptera, Noctuidae. The record is from the annotation of a GenBank genome assembly.